This is a messenger RNA of Merops nubicus (carmine bee-eater), 2644 nucleotides long. It is a transcript of the gene LRRC8A, whose product is annotated as leucine rich repeat containing 8 family, member A. Gene Ontology annotation, molecular function: protein binding. The transcript is spliced from 2 exons. Lineage: Eukaryota; Metazoa; Chordata; Aves; Coraciiformes; Meropidae. The coding region runs from base 1 to 2409 and encodes 802 amino acids. The record is from RefSeq and is a predicted model, not a curated record.
AUGAUUCCAGUCACGGAGCUGCGCUACUUCGCGGACACGCAGCCGGCGUACCGCAUCCUGAAGCCAUGGUGGGACGUCUUCACCGACUACAUCUCCAUCGUCAUGCUGAUGAUCGCCGUGUUCGGGGGCACGCUCCAGGUCACCCAGGACAAAAUGAUCUGCUUGCCCUGUAAAUGGAUUACCAAAGACUCCUGCAACGACUCGGUCAGAGGUUGGACGGUUGCCAUUCCGGAGCGUACCUACUAUAACUCCAGUCUCGUCCCCUCUGCGGACGCCGGCCCCACGGGGAUCCAGUACGACCUGGACCGGCACCAGUAUAACUACGUGGACGCGGUGUGCUAUGAGAACCGCCUCCACUGGUUUGCCAAGUACUUCCCUUAUCUGGUGCUGCUACACACUCUCAUCUUCCUGGCUUGUAGCAACUUCUGGUUCAAAUUCCCAAGGACCAGCUCCAAGCUGGAGCAUUUUGUGUCUAUAUUGCUUAAGUGUUUUGACUCUCCAUGGACAACGAGAGCGUUAUCUGAGACAGUGGUGGAAGAGAGCGAUACCAAGCCAGCAUUUGGGAAAAUGAAUGGCUCCAUGGACAAGAAAUCCUCCACAGUCAGUGAGGAUGUGGAAGCCACCGUUCCCAUGCUGCAGAGAACAAAGUCUCGAAUUGAGCAAGGGAUUGUGGACCGAUCUGAGACCGGUGUCUUGGACAAAAAGGAAGGGGAGCAGGCCAAAGCACUCUUUGAGAAAGUGAAGAAGUUCCGCACGCACGUGGAAGAGGGAGAUAUAGUUUAUCGCCUGUACAUGAGACAGACCAUCAUCAAAGUCAUCAAGUUCAUUCUGAUCAUCUGCUAUACUGUUUACUAUGUCAACAACAUAACGUUUGAUGUUGACUGCAAAGUGGACAUCGAGAGCCUGACUGGCUACCGGAUGUACCGCUGUGCUCAUCCUCUGGCCACGCUCUUCAAAAUCUUGGCCUCUUUCUACAUCAGUCUGGUGAUCUUCUAUGGCUUGAUCUGCAUGUACACGCUCUGGUGGAUGCUGAGGCGAUCGCUCAAGAAAUACUCCUUUGAGUCCAUCCGGGAGGAGAGCAGCUACAGUGACAUUCCUGAUGUGAAAAAUGACUUUGCUUUUAUGCUCCAUCUGAUCGAUCAGUACGACCCCCUCUACUCCAAGCGCUUUGCAGUCUUUCUGUCAGAGGUGAGUGAGAACAAACUGCGGCAGCUGAACCUCAACAACGAGUGGACUUUGGAGAAGCUGCGCCAGAGGAUCACCAAGAACUCCCAGGACAAGCUGGAAUUGCAUCUCUUCAUGUUGAGUGGCAAUGAGCUGGAAGUCUUGAAGCUGGAGCUCAUCCCUGAUGUCACUAUUCCCCCAAGCAUUGCUCAGCUCACCAGCCUUAAGGAACUGUGGCUCUACCACACAGCUGCCAAAAUUGAAGCUCCAGCCCUUGCCUUCUUGAGGGAGAAUUUGAAAUCUCUCCACAUCAAGUUCACAGACAUCAAGGAGAUUCCUCUUUGGAUUUAUAGCCUGAAGACACUAGAGGAGCUUCAUCUGACAGGGAAUUUGAGUGCUGAAAACAACCGGUACAUUGUGAUAGAUGGAUUGAGGGAGCUGAAGAGGCUGAAGGUGUUGAGGCUGAAGAGUAACCUCACCAAGCUGCCGCAGGUGGUGACAGAUGUUGGUGUGCAUCUUCAGAAGCUCUCCAUCAACAAUGAGGGCACCAAGCUCAUUGUUCUCAACAGCCUUAAGAAAAUGGUCAACUUGACAGAGCUUGAGCUGAUCCGUUGUGACUUGGAACGCAUUCCUCACUCUAUCUUCAGCCUCCACAAUCUGCAGGAGAUAGACCUCAAAGACAAUAACCUAAAGACCAUUGAAGAAAUCAUCAGCUUCCAGCAUUUACAUCGUCUCACUUGCCUUAAGUUGUGGUACAACCACAUUGCCUACAUCCCCAUGCAAAUAGGCAACCUAACCAAUCUAGAACGCCUUUACCUGAACCGUAACAAGAUCGAGAAGAUCCCCACACAGCUCUUCUAUUGCCGAAAGCUUCGCUAUUUGGAUCUCAGCCACAACAACUUGACUUUCAUACCACCAGACGUAGGACUUCUACAGAACCUGCAGAAUCUGGCUGUGACAGCCAACAGGAUUGAGAGUCUGCCACCGGAGCUGUUCCAGUGCAGGAAGCUGAGAACCUUGAACCUGGGGAACAACGUGCUGCAGUCGCUGCCGUCGCGGGUGGGGGAGCUGACGAGCCUGUCGCAGAUCGAGCUGCGCGGGAACCGCCUGGAGUGCCUGCCCGUGGAGCUGGGGGAGUGCCCGCUGCUCAAGCGCAGCGGCCUCGUGGUGGAGGAGGACCUCUUCAACACACUGCCCCUGGAGGUCAAAGAGCGGCUCUGGAGGGCAGACAAAGAGCAAGCCUGAACACCUGGAGAGAAAAGAAAAAAGGGAAAAGCCUCUGACCCACUAGAAAGAAGCAAAAGGCCAUUCCAGUCCCCUUUUCCCCAGAUCCUCCCCUUUCUCCCCUCGAUUCCUACCAGGUUAGCCAAGGAGUCCCUGAACAAACAUGACUCUGAAUGAGGUGGCUUCUUGCCUCGGACACAGCAUGGGGGAAGCUUGGGAUCAGGAUGAGGAUCAAGACAGAUUAGUUGGCCUCUGA